Messenger RNA from Mesocricetus auratus (golden hamster), 4180 nucleotides. RefSeq names its product NRAS proto-oncogene, GTPase (gene Nras). The record is from RefSeq and is a predicted model, not a curated record. The transcript is spliced from 7 exons. Lineage: Eukaryota; Metazoa; Chordata; Mammalia; Rodentia; Cricetidae. Gene Ontology annotation, biological process: Ras protein signal transduction. Gene Ontology annotation, cellular component: plasma membrane. The coding region runs from base 149 to 718 and encodes 189 amino acids. Gene Ontology annotation, molecular function: GTPase activity; GDP binding; GTP binding.
CUGAUUGCGUAGCGGGUGGGGCCGGAAGUGCUGCUCCCGGGUGGGGGCUGUUCAUGGCGGUUUCGGGGUCUCUAACAGUUCCGCAGGUUGAGGUCCGAGAACCUCCCGAAGCGGGGUCGGCGGAGCUUGAGGUUCUUGCUGGUGUGAAAUGACUGAGUACAAACUGGUGGUGGUUGGAGCAGGUGGUGUUGGGAAAAGUGCUUUGACAAUCCAGUUAAUCCAGAACCACUUUGUGGAUGAAUAUGAUCCCACCAUAGAGGAUUCUUACCGAAAACAAGUGGUAAUUGAUGGUGAGACUUGUCUGUUGGACAUACUGGACACAGCUGGACAAGAGGAGUACAGUGCCAUGAGAGACCAAUACAUGAGGACAGGAGAAGGAUUCCUCUGCGUAUUUGCCAUCAACAAUAGCAAAUCAUUUGCAGAUAUUAACCUCUACAGGGAGCAGAUUAAACGAGUGAAAGACUCUGAUGAUGUACCCAUGGUGCUGGUAGGGAACAAAUGUGACUUGCCAACAAGGACAGUUGACACAAAGCAAGCCCAUGAGCUGGCCAAGAGUUAUGGAAUUCCAUUCAUUGAAACCUCAGCCAAGACCCGACAGGGUGUGGAAGAUGCCUUUUACACACUGGUAAGGGAGAUACGCCAGUACCGAAUGAAAAAGCUCAACAGCAAUGAUGAUGGCACUCAAGGUUGUAUGGGGUUGCCCUGUGUGGUGAUGUAAUAAGACCGUUUGAUAAUUCUGCCAUCAGAAAAGAGCCACUUUCAAGCUGCACUGAUGCCCUGGUUCUGACAUCCCUGGAGGAGAUGUGUCCCUGCUGCUCUCUGCAUCUCAUCGAAGCUCCUGCUUCCUGCUUCCCUGACUCAGUAGAUGAGCAUAGUCAUCUAACCUGAGACCUCCUCAGAAUAACUACCUCCUCACUCGGCUGUCCGACCAGAGAAAUAUGCCUGUUACUCCCCAGUAGUUUUCUGAGCUGGGUUCUCUUCCUUAGAAACAAACACACCUCUGCCAGCCGGGUUUGUCCUCUGAAAAGCAAUUUACACUCUUGAUACAGAGAACCAAACUAUAGACAUUCAAUUCUGUUGACACAUUUUCUUAAGCUCUAAGGUAGCAACUGCUGGUGAUUUUUGUUUUUUUUCCCCCUCUCCUAACUGUUGAACUUGGCCUUGUUAGUUUGGGGGGGAAAUGUCAUACAUUACUGUUUUCCUAAGAAUAUAACUAAUGUUAUUGAUUGGUUGAUUUGUACUGUGAUCAGCUCUAUUCUAUAAACUGGCAUCUGCUCUGUGUUCAUAAAUGCAAACACGAAUACUGACUUGAGUCCAUCCUAGUCUUCUCAGCUGCAUGAAAUUAAAUCCAACUUUCACAGCAAAGUGCCUUUUUCCUAAAAGUGGUCUGUAGGCUUCCUUUACAACUUGUAAGUGGGAUAGAUGUUCUAAGAACCAUUAUAUAGGAAAGGAACUAUGAGCCAUCUGUCUUUGAGGGAAAGGUGUGUCCACCUAAUGGCAGAUGCCAUGUCUAUAUACAUGAAAACAGUUUCCCUGUUUGGGGUUCUCCCAAGAGAAAGAUGAUACUGAAACAAUUAUGAUUAAUCUCACUUAAUUUUCAUCUAAUUUUUUUUCUGAUAGCAUAUUACCUAUGAAUAUUUCUAAUUUCUUUUAGUUUACUGAUACUCUAGAAUUCAAUGAACUUCCAUUAUAACCAAAUUUGGGUCAUACUAGGAAACUCCAUCUCUAUAGAUAGUCAAAUACUAUAAAAAUUGGUAUGUUAUUUUAUAGCUAUGAUUACUGAUUCUUCCAAACUCAAAUACAGUUUAUUAGCAGACAGAUUAUAUCUUUGCUGCAACGUUUCUUCAUGGCAUAUAUAGAGAGAGUUGCCCUUAGUCCCCUUCUUACUCUCCCCCUUCCCUCAUCCUAUAGCAGUUUAAGCAUCCCACAGGGGCUUGAGUAAUUAUUUCAGUUGGGUAAACCAUGGUGCUAAUGGACCAAGGUCAUGGUUUCAAAACUUGAACAGCCAGUUAGCAUCACGAAAAGUUCACCCAUAUUUGCUCCCUGCCCAUUAUUUCUACUUAUAGGUUUUUGCCUGGUGCCUGCUGUUAGCGCUACAAGAAUAAAAGAGUGGUCCUAUACCAGGACUGGAAACACUUGGUGUGCUGUGGGGUAAACUUAGAAGUUUUUACAUUUUCAGACCCUUAUUUUAGCCACAUUGAAACUGAAGUCAGAGUUCAAAUCUCCGUCUCUCCCCUGUCGGCUAGCUGUUCUUUAUAUAACUUUUUUAAAGUAUUUAAAACAUGUCAAUAAGUAAGUUUUCCAAAUAACAAAAGCUGAUGUAUUCGUUUGAAUCAAGAGGGUUCCUUUGCUGUUUGAGAAAGGAAUGUAAAAUGUCAUUAAUACUUGGUAUAUAGGCUUGGUAUUUCCAUUUGCAGGUAAUUCAUUAGUGGGUUUUGUUUUUUGUGAUAAUACUUAAACUCAGCUCAAUAAUUCUAAUGAAAAAGUAAAAUUGAAUACCUUGGUUGAAAAUCCGAAACUAAUUCAAAAAUGGCCACUUUCUCUUCUGUUCUUGUAAUACCUAAAAACCUGAAAUCCUGGGGUUCCUGACCUUGCUGUGUAAUUCUGGCUGGCCUCAAACUCACAAUAGUCCUCUUGUGUCAACUUCUCAAGUGCUGGAAUUACAGGCACGUUCCACCACAUCUGGCUGAUCCUUUAUUUUCUCAUAUGAAUUUUCACUGUUAAGCAAAUUCCCUAUCACUGUGGAACUAAUUCAGAAGAGGGAAGAAGGCUUCUCAGUGCUAAUGCUGGGACCUUUCCAGUGGGGUUUGCAUUCCUAAACACUGCCUUUUAAGCAUUGCUCAGUCAUCUUCCUGAAGCUGUUGAGACCUUGGACUUGUUCUGUUUUAAUGUGUCUGUGUGACUGGUGAUGUAUACCUAAAAAGUCUAUUAAACUUAGUGUCCCUUUAGGGAGAAAGUUACUACUCUUGGCAUCUUUUGACCAUAUCCCUUUUAUGUAUAUGUCUGUAGUUGGUCUCCAGUAUGUUCUGAGCACAGUAAUAUAUAUACAAAAGAAGCCAGUUGGCUUCAUAUGCUCUUGGUAGCUUAUGUCCCACAGGGUAUGGAUUUUGUUUGGCCUAACAGUGACAAACUUAAAAGCUGAGUAGUUGGGGUGGUAUCAAAAAGUGGAUUUAGAAUGUGUGGUUACUAAAGAGAGUUCUGGUUUACCUCAGAAACGCAAAGCCUCUCUUCCUGAACUUAAGUGCCUGGCCAGCUGUCACAAAUGAACAUAUUCCUUUAAGGCAGUUAUUUUAAGCUUUGUUCACACAUUGGAAAGUAUGAAAAUGAAGUGUUCUAAGAGCUAUGAUACCUAACCUGUGUAAGCCUGUUCAAUGCUGUUUGCUCCAGCACUUACAGUGUGUGUUGGUAACACAGUACUGUGUUUACUAGUGUUCCUGUAGGAGUGCUGUGUGGGAUGUGGGAUGUGGGUGUGGUUGGUUUUAGCCAGCCACCAAAGAAUCAGCCUUUUAACUGCUGUGAACUUUCUCAUGACUUGAAUAUGGAGAUAGAUAAAAUGUUAUAAGGAGAAAUGUUUGUUUUCCUCAUUCCAGAAUGUGUGAGCUUAGUCUUACUUCCUUUGUAUUUAGUCAUAAACUCAAGCUGGCAGCUACAACCAAGGAUCAGAAAAUGGUGCGUUCUGCUUCAUGUAAUUAUCUCUGCUAAUUAUGACAAGCAGAGUUAAUAACAUUUUGCCUGGGUGAUUUCUUAAAAAAAAAAAAGAUAAUUCUUAAACAUUAGUUUUUAUUUUUGCUAUUUCUUUAAGCUGUCUGAGACAAAUUCAUUUUAAGGUGUUUGUUUUUUGUAAGAAUUGUUUUAAGAGUGUUCUCAUGAGAUUAGUUGUAGAUGUUUUUAAAAGUCUGAGUACUGCUCUAGACAAGUAUUGAACUCUGGAGAGAAGGGGGGUAGUGGGAGCUGUGUGACUUCUGUAUUUCCGUGUUGUCAAAUAAAGGUCAGAACAUCAACUGUGCACACCUGCUGUUCCAAUGCGGACUGUUGGCCUCCGUGGCUCUAAGUAAAGGGGCUCAUAUUUUAAGUUGACUGUUACGUUGUAAAUUAAUCCAUUCUAAUUUUUAAAAUCUUGAUUGACCGUUUUCCUUGUUAAAUAAUUUAAAAAAAUAAAAAACUGGAAGUUCUUUGCUUA